UAUUGUAGAAUCUCUGAUGAUAUUAAGAUAGAAUAUUGACACUUGAUUAAUUAUAAGUUAGCGUAAUACAGACGAACUUCUGCUUAUAAUAAAGAGGGUGUAAACAAUGGUUGAGAGAUCAUCAAGAUCGAGUUUUUAGGUUUCCCAAAAUGGUUGAUACCAACAAUAUAUUAGGGUCAUUUGACUCGAGUGAAGAAGGAGGGUUUAAGGAGCACGAUAAGUUUUUGCCAAUAGCUAACGUGGGACGAAUCAUGAAGCAUAUUCUUCCUCAAAACGCGAAGAUUUCAAAAGAGGGGAAAGAAACAAUGCAAGAAUGUGUGUCUGAGUUCAUAAGCUUUGUUACUAGUGAAGCAUCGGAGAAAUGUCACAAGGAGAAGAGGAAGACGUUGAACGGAGAUGAUAUUUGUUGGGCUAUGGCAAAUUUAGGGUUUGAUGAUUAUGUUGAGCCAUUGAAGAGGUAUUUGCAUAGGUAUAGAGAGUUAGAAGGUGAAAAAGCUAACCAAAAUAAGGUUGAUAUUGGGAACAAGAAUGAAGAAAGUCUCCUUGAAAGAUUUUAUGGUCCUUAAGAGAGUCUGGAGCGUAAAGGAUAACUAUCAAGUAGAGGUGACAGUUGGGACAGUUCAAUUCAUAAUUCAAAAAUUCAAAUCAGAUAUAUCCAAAAAGUUUGAAUUUCGAUUUGGAUUCAGGUUGGCUCGAAAUAGGUCCACCUCUAUACAUAAUACUUGAUUUUCAAAUUCUUUUUUUACUCUUGUUUUUAAUUUACAAAAAAAAAAUUUGUGUUUUCUUACUAGUGAUAAUUGUAUCGAGUUAUCUAAUAAUUUAUAAGUUUAAUUUGUGGAA
Messenger RNA from Solanum pennellii, 840 nucleotides. RefSeq names its product nuclear transcription factor Y subunit B-5. The transcript has a single exon. Gene Ontology annotation, biological process: regulation of transcription by RNA polymerase II. The record is from RefSeq and is a predicted model, not a curated record. Gene Ontology annotation, molecular function: RNA polymerase II cis-regulatory region sequence-specific DNA binding; protein heterodimerization activity; DNA-binding transcription activator activity, RNA polymerase II-specific. NCBI's taxonomy places the organism in Eukaryota, Viridiplantae, Streptophyta, Magnoliopsida, Solanales, Solanaceae. Gene Ontology annotation, cellular component: nucleus; CCAAT-binding factor complex. Bases 150 to 566 code for a protein of 138 amino acids.